AUGGCCCACGUUACAAACAUUACAUCAAAGGCCGACUUCGACGCCCUUACCCAGAAGCACGCCCACGUUGCCCUCCAAGCUCACGCCAGCUGGUGCGCCCCCUGUAGGGCCAUGAUCCCCAUCUUCAACAAGCAGACUGGAGACGCCCUCGCCGUCUCGACCGGCGAUAACCUGGCCUUUGCCCGCUUCGACACUGACGAGGUCCCCGACCUGGCCAGUGAACUUGGCAUCCGCUCCAUACCCGCCUUCUUCUUCUUCGACGGGGGUGUCAAGUCGGAGUCCCUCGUCGGUGCCAACCCCAGCGCCCUCAAGACCAGCAUUGAAAAGAUGACGGAAGCCGCUACGACUACCCCCGCCUCGGCCUGA
Messenger RNA from Geosmithia morbida, 366 nucleotides. Its product is annotated as thioredoxin 1. Lineage: Eukaryota; Fungi; Ascomycota; Sordariomycetes; Hypocreales; Bionectriaceae. Bases 1 to 366 code for a protein of 121 amino acids. The transcript has a single exon. The record is from RefSeq and is a predicted model, not a curated record.